This is a messenger RNA of Cladophialophora bantiana CBS 173.52, 2592 nucleotides long. RefSeq lists its product as uncharacterized. Lineage: Eukaryota; Fungi; Ascomycota; Eurotiomycetes; Chaetothyriales; Herpotrichiellaceae. Gene Ontology annotation, molecular function: metalloendopeptidase activity; ATP-dependent peptidase activity; ATP hydrolysis activity. Gene Ontology annotation, biological process: protein quality control for misfolded or incompletely synthesized proteins; mitochondrion organization. The coding region runs from base 1 to 2592 and encodes 863 amino acids. Gene Ontology annotation, cellular component: mitochondrial inner membrane. The record is from RefSeq and is a predicted model, not a curated record. The transcript is spliced from 3 exons.
AUGGCUCUACAGGCUCCCCUCUCGCAGUUGCAAAGCCUGUCUGCAAUUGCCCCAGAUGUCUUCACGACACUGCCGUCGCUCUUUACUUCGCCACUCCAAACCCUCCGACGUUAUCGCCUGGCGCGGCUACGAACUGAGGGAGAUGCAUCCGGUGUGCGGCAAAUACACUCAACCAGCGCGAGAUCGAGGCAGUCGAUGCCCUCGUCCAGCGUAAUUCUCCCAGAUUUCCUCACCUCCCUUCGGCCCGACAGUCUCCGGCCGCAUUCGCUCAAUCUAAAUUCGCGGACAACCCUGCCCUGGAUGUCUAGAAAUCUUUCCUCAACCGUUACGUCUCGCCUUAAUUCGAUACCCAAUCUGCGCCGGGAGUGGUCGACCAGCGUCCCGAAUGCGACAAUGAGGGUGGCCACCGGAAAGAGUACCACAAGAUUGCCUUCGAUACAGCCUCCAGCGACGUCUCUGGCGUUUGGUCCUCCGCGCCGACCAGAUAUUACAAGCUUGAGUAAGCAAUAUCGACAAUUCUCGACGACACCCCUACUUGCCAACCAAAACAUGCUGGCUCACGCCGAACGCACUGCGAACAACAACCCUAUAAGUGCCACCGCCCAGAACGCUUUCUAUUCCGCCCUCCUACGUGCAAAUAUGCCCAAACUCGUUAUUGAAAGAUACCAGUCUGGUCGGUACGCCACGAACCCAGCAGCGGAUGCGGCCUAUCUCAAGGCUCUACAGAUGACUGGCUCAGUUCCUGCUCCAGGCACACCCGGCUCAAAUGUUACCGGUUCACAAGGUAACGGGUUGGGUCCUGACAAAUUGCGGGCUGUGGGUCAGGCGGUUGCUGGACAGAACUACGGUGGGCAAGUGAUUAUGCCUAGCAAUAAAUCCGGUACAGGGGCAAAAGAAGCGCCGCUUUAUGUGGUGGUGGAAGAGUCAUGGGGCGCAACCAUUCUGAAAUGGGUCCGAACAUUCCUCUGGGUUGGCUUGUCUGGCUACUUCCUCCUCGUGGUCCUUACCAUGGUCGUGGAGAUGACUGGGAGCUUCCGGACGAGAGUCGGACAAAACAACGAAGUACAACCCCAGCAUCAAACUGUCCGCUUCAGCGACGUGCAUGGCUGCGACGAGGCUAAGGAGGAACUUCAAGAACUGGUCGAAUUCUUAAAGAACCCGGAAAAAUUUAACCAGCUAGGAGGAAAGCCCCCCAAGGGUGUUCUCCUGGUGGGCCCGCCUGGUACUGGUAAAACAAUGCUUGCUCGCGCUGUUGCUGGUGAGGCUGGCGUACCGGUUUUCUACAUGUCUGGCUCCGAGUUCGAUGAACUGUAUGUCGGUGUCGGUGCUAAACGAGUUCGAGAUCUCUUUACUCAAGCACGAAACAAGGCCCCUUCCAUCAUCUUCAUCGACGAACUCGACGCUGUUGGAGGCAAAAGAAAUGCACGUGAUCCCGCCUAUGCAAAACAAACACUCAAUCAGCUCCUGACAGAGUUGGAUGGAUUCAGCCCCAGCACCGGCGUUAUUCUCAUCGCUGCGACCAACUAUCCCGAGUCGCUGGACAAAGCGCUCAUUCGACCGGGACGAUUCGACCGACAUGUCAACGUGCCCCUUCCUGAUGUCCGCGGCCGGAUUCAGAUCUUGAAACAUCACAUGAGGAACAUGCCCAUCGCUGCCGAUGUGGAUGCGACCAACCUCGCACGUGCUACAAGCGGCAUGUCUGGCGCCGACUUGGAGAAUCUUUGCAACCAAGCUGCAGUUCAUGCUUCGCGGCUGAAGUACAAGAAGAUCACGGCCAUGAACUUUGAGUGGGCCAAAGACAAGAUCAUGAUGGGCGCCGAGGCUAAGUCCCGAAUGAUUCGAGAAAAGGACAAGAUCCAAACCGCCUACCAUGAGGCUGGUCACACUUUGGUCAACUUAUUUACUCCAGCUAGUAAUCAGUUGUACAAAGUGACCAUCAUCCCGCGUGGUCAAGCGCUCGGUGUCACUCACUUCCUCCCUGAAAUGGACGAGGUGAGCAGAGGCUACGAUCAAUUCAUCGCGUCGAUCGAUGUCUCCAUGGGUGGGCGAGCGGCUGAGGAAUUGAUCUACGGUCCACAUAAGGUCACAAGCGGUAUCUCUCAUGAUGUUCAGCAAGCCACUCGGACCGCGUUCUAUCUCGUCACCCAGUGUGGGUACUCCGCCAAACUUGGAAAUGUUGAUCUUGCUUCCGACUACGACAAACUCUCGAGCGAGACGAAGCAAGAAAUCGAACGCGAGGUGCGACAGAUUGUGGAAGGCGGCAGAGAACGCGCCGACCGAAUUGUCAAAGAGAAGCGGAAAGAGCUUGAAGCGUUAAAAGAUGCCCUUCUGGAGUACGAAACGCUGGACCGGGAGGAGAUUAUGAAGAUCCUACGCGGGGAGAAAUUGAAAAAGAUUGAAGUUGAGCUCCGUGAGGAUGAUGACACAGACAACGGGGAUAAUGGACGAGGAAACAAGUCACAACCCAAGAAGGAUAAGGAGGUUGGCUCUAAAGGCAGCUUGGGGAUUAAGCUCCCCGACGUGCUGCUCCCACCUGGAACGGGUGGGAGAGGAGGAGAGAAGGAAGGGGUCUCGCGGGUUAGUGAUAGAUGA